AUGGCGGUAGGGGCGGCUUCGAGGGUGGUGGUGCAACUGGUGCGUGGAGUCGUGGUCGUCUUGAAGGAUGCACUCCAGCUGCAAGGUGCUCGAGGGCUGGACCUUGAACGGCCAACGAGCGGAGACACGCCCUUGCACCAGGUACCGGAGCUGCCGCUUAACAUCUGCAUGGUAUCCGAGAUGUUCCUGCAGAUCCUUGCCACGGGGCUCGGCGCCCUCGCCUUGGUCUGGGCGACCGUCGUCCUGCUCGGCGGUUUCUCCACUUAUCUACACAAGGCUGAUUUCUGGGUCAUCACCGCUAUCGUCUUCAUCCAAACAGCCAGGGUCGUGGGCAUAAAUGUAAGCCCCGAGGCAGAAUUUUUCAACCAAGUUCCACAAGCAUUCCUCGAAUUGGGCGCCGAGCACUACACGAAAUGGGGGCGACGAAGACCCCUGACUGGCCGAGCAACUGGCCAAAACUUCGUUUACUAUCUCAUGCUGGCACUUGGAAGUGCAAGGGAUUUCAUAACCAUUGUGGCCUUCCUAGCAAUAUUGGUCCUUGCAGUUCCGAUGAUCGCAGGGUUAGGCUGCAUAUCACUUUCCAUCUAUCGUCUCGUUGCCCUCCUGUCGAGACAUCAUGGCAAUGACAAUGUGUUUCGUGCACUCAUCUUGUUCUAUGCUCUCGUGCUUCUCCAAGGUGGAUUGUUCAUCUUGUGGUUGUUUCUGAGGCUGUAUCGUUCUUAUCUUGCAAACCACGUGAGCUUCAAGUAUGGACUUGAGGACAAGAGAGAAUUGAUUGACAAAUAUAUGGGCAAAACCUUGAGCACGGCCAUAAAAAAUGGGGUGGCAGGUACCAUCAACAGGAACCUGGCUUCCUUCGCAGCAGAAAUGAUGAAAUCUGAGUACAGUCAGGACCGCAUUGAUGCAGUUUUGGCUGCUUGA
Messenger RNA from Triticum dicoccoides, 921 nucleotides. RefSeq lists its product as uncharacterized. NCBI's taxonomy places the organism in Eukaryota, Viridiplantae, Streptophyta, Magnoliopsida, Poales, Poaceae. The transcript is spliced from 3 exons. The coding region runs from base 1 to 921 and encodes 306 amino acids. The record is from RefSeq and is a predicted model, not a curated record.